AUGAGGCGGCAUGUGUUCCUCCGCAUGCUAGACCAUGUCCAGGCAGCAAACCCCUACUUCAGACAGACACAUGAUUGUACCGGCCAAGCUAGUUUUUCACCACACCAAAAGCUAACAUGCGCACUCCGAAUGCUUGCCACUGCAUGCUCUGCGGAUUCACUUGACAAAUCUUUUAGGAUGCCUGAGUCGACAGCCAUCGAGAACCUUGGUCAAUUCUGUUGUACUAUUGUCACAAUCUACGGGAGUCACUACCUCCGUGCACCAAAAACAGAUGAUUUGGAUAGACUUCUCAAGAGAGCUGAAAAGCGAGAGUUUCCUGGGAUGCUAGGAUCAUUAGACUGUAUGCACUGGCAGUUGAAGAACUGUCCAACAGGAUGGCAAGGAAGCUUUAGUGGAAAAACAGGAAAGCCCACAAUUGUUCUUGAAGCUGUGGCAGAUUUUGAUACAUGGAUCUGA
This is a messenger RNA of Rosa rugosa (rugosa rose), 456 nucleotides long. RefSeq lists its product as uncharacterized. Bases 1 to 456 code for a protein of 151 amino acids. Lineage: Eukaryota; Viridiplantae; Streptophyta; Magnoliopsida; Rosales; Rosaceae. The record is from RefSeq and is a predicted model, not a curated record. The transcript has a single exon.